AUGAAGACCGCCGUCGCCCUCGCCCUCUGCCUCGUCGCCACCGCCGCCACCAGCGACGACGAGCAGGCCCAGGCCCGCGCGCGGCUGCUCCUCCAGCGGGCCGUGGAGAAGGUGCGCGCCGGCGUGGAACAGGGCGUCCAGGGCCGCGCGCCCGCCGCGACGGCGGGCGCCGGCGGCGCCCGCCGCCUGGCCGGCUCCGCCCACGCCGGCGUCAUCAGCCGGGCCGUCUACCCCGAAUCGGACACGACGUGCGCGACGACGCCCAUGCGCUGGGACGUCGAGAUGCCGCACGUUUUCACGGACGGCGAAUGCGAGAGCUUCACCCUUGGCGGGCAGACACUCUCGACCCGCAGCACGUGCGCCUCGGCGACGAGCUACUCGAGCAACCUUUACUCGGGGGGCUCCUGCUCCGGCACGCUCUUUGAUACGGAGGAGGUGACGGACGACGCCUGCGCGCCGAACUAUGACGCCUCCAACUCGUACUCGUACUCGUACUCGUUCUCGUUCUCGUACGGCGACCUGGACGGCUACGCGAAGUGGGGCUGCGAGGCCAUUCCCGCGGCCGACGUCGCGGCCACGAUUACGUAUCACAUCGACUCCGUCACGUGCGACGACGCCGCGCCCAAGAACUACCAAGUCUGGCACGCGGGCUGCCAACCUCAAGGCCAGACGUCGGUUAAGUACUCGUGCGACGCGACCGAUGGUUUCCGCGUCAAGUUUUACACGAACGCCGACUGCUCGGGCAGCCCGAACGCGGAAGUGACCGCGUUCCAAGCGGACACGUGCAAUCAAGGCAUGAAGGUGACCUGCGGGUGCGCGGCCGGCGUCGGCUGCUCCACCUCGGUGGUGGACGUGCCGACGGCGGCGCCGACGAAAGUCCCGACGUCCCAACCGUCGCGCGAGCCGACGACCAAUCCGACGCUCGUCCCGACGCCCGUGCCGACAUCCAUGCCGUCGGCCGUGCCGACGCCCGUGCCGGCGUGCUGCGUCGAGCACCAAUUUACCGAAAACGGGGAGGUGGAAGGCACGACGUGCUACGGCGGCCGCUCGCCGUGGGACGCCGCCACCAUGACCGACCUGUGUACGGCGGGCUAUUCGGAGUACGGCGCGGCGGCACCCCCCUUCCGCGAUUGCAGGCAGGAGGCGGUUGACUCGGGGAACUGCGGCACGUACGAGAUGUGCGUGGAGUGCGAGAAUUGGUGGGACUGGGCCGAGGGCAAGUACUGGGCGAACGUCGGCUACGAAGCGUGCCCCGACUGGGUGGUCGACGCCAUCAACGCGGAGGGGGCCACCGGCGGCCAGUGCGCGGAUUGGGUCCGCGACGGCUACUCGUAUCCCUCCGGUUCGUGCGGGGACCACGCCUGGGGCGCCGAUCGCGACGGAUACUCCAAGUGCGCCUGGCUGGGUAGAGAGCCCUAUCCCGAGGGCGACCCCGGCCUCCACGUAAUGGGGGACGACGCGGAGAUGUGCUGCCCGAGCGAGGACUGGAGGUGGGCGAACGGCUGUCGCCCGGACUACUGCACGUCCUCGGGCAACGACUGCUACGCCUCGAUGGACUGGGGCGAGCCGGCGACCUGCUCAAACGGCUACUUUCCGACGCCGCCGAACCCGACUACGGACGACCCCGAGUACACGUGCUGCCCGAGCGCGACCAGUUAUCCCGCCGGUUCGUGCGGGGACCACGCCUGGGGCGCCGAUCACCCUUGGAGUAUUUCCAAGUGCGCCUGGCUGGGUAGAGAGCCCUAUCCCGAGGGCGACGCCGCCCUCUACGCAAUGGGGGACGACGCGGAGACGUGCUGCCCGAGCGCGGACAGCUGCUUUGUCCUCGUGGCGUUCGAGCCCGAUCCAGCCACCCAGGCAAUGUUGGGCCUGCCAGGCGGGGAGUUCUCGGUGGGCUUGAACGAUGCCGGCAAAAGCUACCACCCCGAUGAGGGCGGAAACGUGCACAGCAACACCUUUUUCACGGUGCAAACGACGGAGGGCACGAAGAUGCUUCAUCGCAGCACGGACAACAACAUAGUUUUCCCGGACCUGCCGGACGAGUGGACGACGGACGCGACGCGGCCACCUCACAUCGAGGGGGAUUUCCUCAUCAACGUCGGUCUGCACGUUCACUGCCAAGACUACGCGCCGGGCGCCUUUGUGAAAGCGCUCGGGAAUGUGGGCUCCGCCGGGAGCUGGGUCGUCAACGGUGACGGGACAAUUUCGCCGUUUGAUGCCCCGCACCUCAUUCUUGGCUGGGGCGACUUCACCACGGCUAGUGGGUCGUGCGGGGCCGACAACAUGAACAUGGACCCGCAACCGAACAACCUCGUCCUCCUGGACUCCGCGACGGCGCUCGGGUGCGAGGCCGCGAGAGAGGCCGAUCCCGCUCAGAUGUGCGCGCCGGUCUUCCGCGCGAGAGGCGUCGACUGCGAUGACGCCGGCCACGACCAUGGCAGCGCCUGCGACGGCAUCCACCUCGAGGCUGGGAUGGGCGAGGUCUGCACCUGGGUGCAUCAUGAGGACCACGGCUGCCCGAUCGUGAACACCCAGUUGUGGGACAGCGAGCUCUGGAGCUGCGACGAUCUGUGCGGCAGGGCUGGCGGGUGGUGCGAGCGCGCGGCUUACAUGACCAACAAUCACUGCGGGUCGGACCAGGCCUGGGAGUACGAGCUCUCGUGCGACCAGGGCAUUCGCGACAUCCGGACGUGGGGUGGUGAGCCGUCUCACACCUUGUGCUGGUGCCGGGCCGACUGGUGGCACUACUACGACGAAGACGACGACGACGACGACGGGUUAGGCGGCGGCUCGGAGCUCGUCAUGUCCGGCGGCCUCGUCGCGAUCGGGCUCACGUUCACGGGCAUCACCAUCGCGACCAUCGCGAACCUGAUGCAGGAGCAGUGCGCCCUGGGCCCGACGAUCAUCUUCGAGGCCGGCACCACCCACCCCUACUACAUCAGCCCCAACCUCUGCACGAUCGGCACGCACACGUACGCCUCCAAGAAGACCGUGCGCGACGCGUCGCCGCGCAAGGUCUGCCGCAAGUUCUGCGAGGCCGCGUCCGCCGCCGGGAAGCUGGCGCUCAAGCACGUCCAGGGCCUGACCUGCUACUGCAAGCGGCGGUAG
Molecule: messenger RNA, 3108 nt
Organism: Pelagomonas calceolata
Lineage: Eukaryota; Pelagophyceae; Pelagomonadales; Pelagomonadaceae
Source: the annotation of a GenBank genome assembly